AUGGAGGCGAGCGCGCGCUGCUCUUCCUCCGCGUGCCUGCCGCUCUUCUUUCUUCUUUUGCUCUGUGUCGCACCGACGUCCUCUUUCCUGAACCCGUUCAGCGAGUGCACGCAGAGCCGCGGGAGAGGCGCGUCAUACCGCGGCUCGGUGGACGUCACGGAGUCGGGCGCGCGGUGCAUGAACUGGAGCGAGGUGAGCGGCGUGACCGCGCGCUAUCCAGGCAAAGGACUCGGCGAGCACAACUUCUGCAGGAACCCGGAUGCCAGAAUCCGGCCCUGGUGCUUCUUCCUCAACGCGCGUGGACGCGUCGACUGGGGUUACUGCGAUUGUAAACAAGGCUCUGUGCGCCUGCAGGGUGGCAGGUCUAAGCUGGAUGGGACAGUAGAGGUGUACAUGAAUGGUGUGUGGGGGACGAUCUGUAGUAACGACUGGGACGACAGAGACGCUCAUGUAGUGUGUCGACAGCUUGGGCUAGGGUUUAAAGCGCGAGCACGUGUGAGCUCCCUGUCUAGGCUGCCUCUGGCUGUAGUACACUGGAGGACAAUCAGGUGCAGUGGGGGGGAAGUUGACUUACUGCAAUGCCCUCGAUCAGUUUGGAACGGAGGAGAGUGUGCUAACCAACAGGCUGCUGCUGUCACCUGCACUCCAGUAGAGGCAGUGUCAUUUGUGCCAGUGCGUCUUUCUGGAGGAGCGACUGCAUACGAAGGCCGAGUAGAAGUGUAUCAUGCAGGGCAGUGGGGCACAGUGUGUGAUGACCAGUGGGACAAUAAUGAUGCUGAGGUUGUGUGCAGACAGCUGAGCCUGGGUGGCACAGCUAAAGCCUGGGUCGGGGCGUAUUUUGGUGCCGGCGUGGGCCGUGUGCUGCUGGAUGAAGUAAGCUGUACAGGAAAUGAGCUCUCUAUAGAGCAGUGCCCGAAGACAGCGUGGGGAGAACACAACUGUGAUCACAGUGAGGACGCCGGAGUGUCCUGCACGCCGCUUACAGAUGGAUCGGUGCGCCUAGUGGGCGGAGCAGGAGGAUUUGAGGGAAGGCUGGAGGUUCAUUAUCAUGGCCGCUGGGGAACAGUGUGUGAUGAUGGCUGGACAAACACUAACACACAGGUUGUCUGCAGACAGCUGGGAUACAGGUCAGGGCAGAGUGCGAACCCGGAGCGCUUCGGCGUGCCGUUAGGGCCGAUUUUACUGGACGACGUGAGCUGCACGGGGAAAGAGCCGACCCUCACGCACUGCGCCAGGAAGGAGUGGCUUCGACACGACUGCAAACACACAGAGGACGUGGCUGUAGUCUGCAGCAGCCAACGUGUCGGGCAUGGAGUGCCUACUAGUGUACCAGUUCGACUGGUGGGCGGUGAGAACGAGAGUGAAGGUCGGGUCGAAAUUCUCUUGGCCGGCCAAUGGGGGACGAUCUGCGAUGACGGAUGGACGGACGAGGACGCAGAGGUGGUGUGUAGACAGCUGGGAUACAGCGGUGAAGCCAAAGCCCGUGUCAUGGCGUAUUUUGGAGAAGGACGCGGCCCUAUUCAUGUCGACAGCAUGAAGUGCACGGGGGCCGAGCGCUCCUUGGCCGACUGCAUCAAGCAGCCAAUAGGAAGCCACAACUGUCGCCAUAGCGAAGACGCCGGAGUCAUUUGUAACUACGGGCAACGGGACAACAGCACCCGGAUCAAAGAUGUUGCAAGUUCUGUGUGUGGUCUGAGGCCCACACACACUCGGAGGAAGAGGAUCAUCGGUGGACAGAACUCACUACGGGGCGGCUGGCCGUGGCAGGUUGCAGUGCGACUGCGUGGCUCUCAGUCAGACGGGCGACUUGUGUGUGGUGCCACUCUGAUCAGUAGCUGUUGGGUGCUGACAUCAGCACACUGUUUUAAGAGGUACGGUAAUGGCACAAGCACCUACAAAGUACGAGUCGGCGAUUAUCACACCCUAGUUCCCGAGGAACACGAGGACGAAUACGCCGUGGACAAAAUCGUCCUUCAUCCUCGCUAUCAUCCACAGGGCAACGACUACGACCUCGCUCUGGUGCGCCUGAUGCGGCACGGAGGUCACCGAGGUCACAGCGGAGAGUGCGUGCGCCAGAGUUACGCUGUACUUCCUGUGUGCUUGCCAGGAUGGAGGGAAAGAGCUCCGAAGGACUUGACUAAGUGCUACAUUACUGGCUGGGGAGACACGGGCCGUGCGUAUUCCAAAACCCUGCAGCAGGCAUCCAUCACGGUCCUAAGUAAGCGUCAUUGCGAGCGUCACUACGGCAACCAGCUAACCAGCCGCAUGCUCUGUGCUGGCUCGGCCCUCAGUGGUCGGCACGUGGACAGUUGCCGUGGUGACAGCGGUGGCCCGUUGGUGUGCGAGAGAGGUGCUAGCUGGAUUGUGUAUGGGGUCACAUCCUGGGGUCAUGCGUGCCGACUACAAGACUCUCCGGGGGUGUACACCAAAGUGUCCGCCUUCUUGCCUUGGAUCACGAAGGUCACUAACCAAUAGGAGACCAGACGAAUGACAAAGCACAGAGUCGUGGUGCUGGCUUAACAUGGUCAACAAGGGUAAUGAGUUAGAACUGUAGUAGCUGUCGUGUAUAAGACAAUGCGGUGGCGCUGUCUCAUGAGCACAGCAUCUUUGGGGUUUUUUUUUAAUCAGUUUUAGUGCUAGCAUUUAUAGAGACUGUAUGGAUUUGGUUAUAGGGACCACUAUGUAGGGGCACAGUUAACUACAGAGCAUGAAACAUAGAUUAGUUACUCAUGUUACGCACUACAGCUGGCAGUCCGAAAGAUGCUCUGCCGUCGCUAAGAAUCGGACAACAUAGCAACAGUGGUGACGCUGUUAACGCCUCCCUGAACAGAUGACAUCAUCUGGAGCGCUUGAGCCUGUGAUGAGAACAUCGAGUGGGAGGGAGACAUGCUUACAUCCGUGAGGAUUGACUCACACAAGCUCGAAGACAUUUGCACUAACUUCUCAGUGAACAUAAAAAAUAUAUAUACAUAGAUACAGUAUAUGUGUAUUAAAUCCAUCAACACCUUCUGACCAAUCAGUUUUAAGAAUUAUAAAACCGAUUGAAUUUUAGUAUGCGGCUCACUAAAAAGUACCAAAGAAAUAAAAUGUACCACAAACCAAUGGAAUAAAUAAUACAAUUAAAUCUCAACAAAACACACAUACACGGGAGCCUGACAAUCAGCUUUCAAGAUAAAAUAAAUAAAAAUAAUUUUUUUGUAUCACUCAAUUCAAUUCAAGUUCUUGUGGAAACAAAUCUAAACAAAUCGAUUUUGCUAAUACAAUUUGCAGAGUCACGGCCACUAAAAAAACUGUUAUACUACAUGGUGAGAAUGUAGGCUAUUACAACCUCAGUACGAUCAUAAUUAUAACAGACUAUGCGAACUGAAGAAUCCGCAGCGGUGGGAGGUUUUGCGGCUUUUGCUGUCAAAUGUAUUAGAAUGUAAAAAUGCAGCGAAAGAAACACAAUAGUUUUCUGGCAUACGGCCGGAGUAUUACUGCACGGAUCGUCCUAGUCUCACGUUAAUCAUCGCAAAACUGUUUUCAUUUAUAAACCUGGCUCAUUGGCUUCAAAAUUAUUUAUUUACUGAUAUUAUUAUUAAAGACGAGUGAACAUUGCUGAAGAAUUCACUCUAUAAUACUCUAACGCUAUAAAUGACUAGAAUAGAAUUGUUAAUUUUCAGAUAGUGAUGACUCAAAAAUCUAGUUAUAGCUAUAUACCGGAGUUUCUAACUGUAGAAGAUUCAAACUCUUGACGUUUAACCAAAAAUCAACUGGCAGCGUAUAUCAUAUGUCAAUAUCCUGAACUUUGAUUAAUAUGAGGAAUAAGAAAUUACUAUUUUUCAGUUCUUGUCCAUGUUAUGGACAUAUUUCCCACCUGUUUUCCUCAUGAAAAAGACAUUUCUCUGUUAAUAUUUACCUAAAUACAGUAUAUAAUUCCUUAUUGAAGCUAUAAUGUAACUUCCAUAAGGUACAUAAGUGUUAUAUAUGCUACAUGCUGUAAAGUCAGAUCUUAACAUUUGUGUUGUUGUUAAACAAAUUUCUUUUUACAAAAACAAACAGUUUUUACAAUCUUUAACACUAAUAACAGUAGUAAUGUCCAGAAUUACCUAAUUUUAUUCACAUUACACUUGCAUGUACAAACACCAUAUCUGGGGUUCAGUCUGUCAAAUUUCUUAAACAGACAAUGACCCAUACGGAAAAAACCUCACUUAAGAUGUUUACAUUUACUUUUUAAUUUACAAUUCAAUGUUAAUAUUCAUGUUAAUGAUUUUAUUCCAUUUAUCAAGUUGAUUCUCUGUUUUGUUACUUUACUAAGUUCACUGUAACAGUGUAUUGGUGCUAUUAAGAAUCUUCUGGAAGUCUUAUAUCGUAUUGGUGUAGUGCAAUAUGAAUAAACGGGGGGAAAAACAAACGAGAACAUAUUUAGCGGAUAGCUGACCAUUUCAGUUUUGUAGCAAUUUACACAUUUUUGGAUGAAAAGUGAAAUUAAAAAACGUUAAGUUUAGGUUAAAAUUCAGAAUUGUUGCAAACUCAAUGUUUUUCUUAACUCCACUUUUAAAUUAUUUUAUUUUUUACUUUUUUUUUACGAUUCAAAAUACGAUAAAAACUACAAUAAAAGAAUCUCAGAGUCCUUUGUUGCUCAGGCGGAGGUUAUGUAUGGCGCAUUGUAAAGAGUUUAAACUUCAAUAGCUGGAGUUCCUAACGAAGAUGUGAAACUUCCAAGGUUACAUUAAACUGACACAAACUCUGCUAACUUAUGUAGCUUUUUUUGAAAACUGUGAGAACACUUCGGCUGAAUUUUGUGAUCUUUGUGUUGAUAUUUUUAAUGUUUCCAUUGUGCUUUAAACCUUGCAUUUAUUCAAUUUAUACAAAAAGACUUCAUUCAGUUUUGUAAUAUUUUGUAUUCAUUAGAUAUUAUAAUUUGACUUGCUUGUAAUUCCUCAUUUUUUUUUUUUUUGGUAACAAAUAAAAUUUUACGAUCUAAAAAGAAAACAAAAAUAAAAUAAAAAAAUGUAAAAAAAAAUAUAUUUUCUGUGAUGUUUGGCUGUUACCAUCAAUAUUUUAACUUAGAAAAGUACAUGUUGUUUACCUGUAAACUUUUACUCUAAACAAUAUUUCUGAUUCAAUUAUAUACAAAUUUUUUUAAAACUUAACACUAUAUUAAUAUUUCCAGGUAAAUGAUACACGUUGAAAUCUUACAACAUUGAACUUUUAGGAAACCGUGUUUAACAGUUAGGGAAUACAUUUUUGUCGAAUUCUCAAUUCUGAUUGGUCGGAAUUUGUUGAUUCAUUUUCUUUAACAGAAUCAGAUCACAGACAUUUCCACUAUGAGUGUCUUGACAUGAUUCGAGAUUAAACAAAAGUUUUCUAUAAACGUUUAUGGAAGGAGUCUUCAGUAUCAGAAUACAUGGCUUUGGAAUGUAACAUUUUACUCUCUCACUCACUCAUUUUCUACAGCUUAUCCGAACUACCUCGGGUCACGGGGAGCCUGUGCCUAUCUUAGGCGUCAUCGGGCAUCAAGGCAGGAUACACCCUGGAUGGAGUUGUAACAUUUUACAUGUUGAUAAAAUUGCAUCCAUUUCAUUAAACGCUAAAAAUGAUAGUGACUCAUAUCAUUAGCUCAUUAUCGUAAGCGUAAAGUGUGACAGAGUACAGUAGCGAUCCAUCCCGCUGAUGAAUCAUUACAGUAAUUUAAAAUCUUUACUAGAGAUUUGUGAAAACUGGCUUUACAGAUACCGAAAUCAUAAUGUUUUCAAAAUGACAGCAAAAAGAAGAGACUGGAGAAUUGGUGUGUGUGUGUGUGUGUGUGUGUGUGUGUGUGAGAGAGAGAGAGAGAGAGACAGAGAGACAGAGAGAGAGAGAGAGAACGGUUUUAAACCUCAAGGGUUUUCUUAGGAAUGAGAAAUUCACUGAAUUCAACAUGCAUUGCCAAGCAAACCCAGCCAAACCUCGCUCAAGUGCAGUGUGUGAAUUUUUGGAGCUUCUUUUCUCCUCACUGUGCUUUGUAUCUCUGCUAACAGCAACUGCUAUGUCUGAAGAAAAAUCCUUGCUCACCAGCGUGACUGCAACGCCACCUGAUGGACAGACACAUCCAUUAGAACUUUUUUUUUGCCUUUUCAUAAAUAAAACGAAGGAUUAUUCAUCCAAAACACAUCAGUACUAAUGAAUAGAUGUUAAUGUGGUCUUUUAUUCUAGUUUUUUGUUAAAGCUCCAUCUAGCUAAUGGUCUAUAUGUGAAGAGAAGAACGUUGUGUGUUAGCAUUUAGGCCUUAAAAUCAUUUUAAAACAGCGUUCAGAAUGUAUUAAAUGAUAAACUAUUUGUGUGUAGUAUUUUACUCUGCUUAUACCACAACAAUUAUCUAACUGUGUAGCAACUUCCUGUUUUUGCUACACUACAGUAGUAGCUACAGCUGAACAAGCAUAAAAUAAUAAUAAUAAUAAUAAUAAUAAUAAUAAUAAUAAUAAUAAUAAUAAUAAUAAUAAUAAAAGUGUUCCAAACCACUAAAACUGGAGACUCCUUCCUCAUAGAAAACAACCAGGCCAACAAUUGUUUUUUUUCUUCUUUCCAGUACACAUUAGCUGUAUGUCACAUCACAUUAAAAAAUGUUUUGUUUAGUUCAUCAAGCUAUUCGUUUAGGUGCAGUGCUCAUGUUGUUACUAUAGAAACAAUAACAUUAUGACAAGGAAGUUUAUCAUCUUCGGAUCGAGUCAAAUUCAACAACGCUUCGAUCUACUGUAAUAGAUUUGGGAAGCAUUGUAGCUGAACAAGCAAGUGUGUUGAACAAACACAUAAAAUGACAAAUAUGACGGUGUUAUUAAAACAUAUUUCCAGUGUUUAAUACAUAUUUAUAAUAUAUUCUGUACAGAUUUCUAAAGCAGUUCUGCUCAAAUGAGGUGAAAAAAAAAAUAAAGAGCAGGUAACUUUCAGACACACACACACACACACACACACACACACACACACACACACACACACACACACACACACACACACACACACACACA
This is a messenger RNA of Tachysurus fulvidraco (yellow catfish), 6986 nucleotides long. RefSeq names its product serine protease 12 (gene prss12). The transcript has 15 exons. Gene Ontology annotation, molecular function: serine-type endopeptidase activity. The record is from RefSeq and is a predicted model, not a curated record. Gene Ontology annotation, cellular component: membrane. Gene Ontology annotation, biological process: proteolysis. Bases 1 to 2475 code for a protein of 824 amino acids. Lineage: Eukaryota; Metazoa; Chordata; Actinopteri; Siluriformes; Bagridae.